GAAUGCAAUGUGCAGUUGGCCGGUUUUCCGACGAUCCGCAGCAACCAUCAUGGCAGGCCAAGUGCCACCGAGAGCAAGUACACUGCUCACUGCUCAAAUCGUGGUAGGCGGUUAAACAGGCAGGUCGUAUCUCAGCGCGCAAGUGUGUACGUUCUGCACGUUCGAGAAGGAAAAGAGUAGAGAGCGCUCGCCGAAUAUGUUGUUUUGGACCUCGCAUAGAUUCGAUUGUUUCGGAUAAUUGGAACCGCACGCGUACAGUCCAGUCGACUCUGUACGUAAACACGCAAUUUGUGAUUCAGUUUCCUAAAAAAAAAAAAACGUAAUAGUCGAAAGUGACAGUGCUUAGAAUCUCCGCCGAUCUUUACGUAUAUACUUGUGAUAUUUUUCUUUGAUUACGGAUGACAUUUAACUUAUCUGUGAUUGAGAACUAGGAACAUCAGUGAUCAUUCAAGUUGUGGAUUACGUCCAGAGUCUGUGAUUACCUCAACCAAACCUUCAAGGACUGAUAUGCACAAACCGCACCCACGGCGCCUAAAACCGUGAAACUGGAACAGAAUUUCCCCAAGAAGUCUGCCUUAAUUCGUCAAAAUUCUCCACCAAAAAAACCACCCAACGCAGAACGACACCAGUGUCGUAGAUGCAGGGGAGAUAGCGGAAUUUACGUCGCAGAGACCGGAACAGGACUCUGCGAGUAAACAGAGCAGUGGUGUACCGAACGGCAUAAUCAUUGGCGUAGAAAUUGCACCUUCCCAGUGCCCAAUGGGGGCAGAGACCUCCCCAGAGCAGCAGUACUCGCUGCGAUGGAACGACUUCCACUCCUCCAUACUGUCCUCCUUCAGGCAUCUGCGGGACGAGGAGGACUUCGUGGACGUCACCCUGGCCUGCGACGGUUGCUCUUUCACAGCCCACAAGGUCGUCCUGUCGGCCUGCAGCCCCUACUUCAGGAAUUUGUUGAAGGCGAACCCUUGCCAGCAUCCCAUCGUUAUUUUAAAAGACGUCCAACAGAAAGACAUGGAGAGUUUGUUAAGGUUUAUGUAUAAUGGUGAAGUGCACAUAGGUCAAGAACAGUUAACAGAUUUUUUAAAGACUGCACAAAUGUUACAAGUGAGAGGACUGGCGGAUGUGCCAGCUGGGGCGACAUCUGUAGGACAAAGACUGACCAGCACAACAACAGAAGAAAAAAUUUCGCCGAACACAUCUUCCUCACUACCGUGGUCCACAGAAAAGCGGGAUUUCGAAGAAAGAAGUUGUAUAUCUCCACCACCUGCCAAAAGGACGAAAAGUUCAGACAGAGGAGAAGCUACUCCAGACCGAGGAAGGAGCCCUUCAAGAGGUAAUGGUGAUAUGCAAGAGUCUUUGCUAGGACAAGCUUUGGAAGGUCCUACACCAAAAGAAAAGGUAAACUCAGAAUCUUCGAUGCAGGCCCACUCGACGGGAGAAGAAAGCAACAGCAGCGACACAGCCAUGAGUGAUCAUCAUGAUCCAAUCACCCCAAAGACUGAAAUUUCCGACUACCCUAUGUUAGACGACCACCACCCUUAUAACACUAAUGGAGGUUUAAUGGAUCAAAGCAGACCACCAUCGUUUCCUGGAGCACUUCUAGGAUUACAAGGAUUAGGAGGACUCUUGCCAGGACCUUCUGGAAUGCAUGGAAACCCAGAUAGUUUCGUUUCGAGACGUUCUUUGGACAUGAUGCGAGUUAGAGCAACAGAUCCCCGACCCUGUCCAAAAUGUGGUAAAAUAUAUAGAUCAGCACAUACAUUGAGAACGCAUUUGGAAGAUAAACACACAAUCUGCCCAGGAUAUAGAUGUGUUCUAUGUGGAACAGUAGCCAAGUCGAGGAAUUCCUUACAUUCACACAUGUCCAGACAACAUAGAGGAAUAAGCACAAAAGAUCUUCCAGUGGUGCCAAUGCCUGCACCUUUUGAUCCAGAACUUGCCAGCAAACUGUUAGCCAAAGCGGGAGUGAAAAUCAGCGCUGCUGAGCUGAGGGCUAGAGCUUCACCAACAGGACCUCGUAGAUCAGAUGUCAAGUUAGAUGCAAAGAGUGCUUUUUCUGGUGGAGCUUCUGAAGGUGGAAGCUCAAUAUGCGGCGAUAACGAUCCUGAAGACUUAACAAUGUCAAGCAGGUAUGGUGGAAUGGAUCUAGGAAUAUCUCCACCUUUAAAUCAUCAUAAUAGUUAUAAAUACAAUAGGUUCAGCUCCGCUGGACAAGCUGUUGCUGCCAAAAGUAUAGAUUCAAUUGCUCAAAAUAUGUCCAAAGAGCCUUACCCAGGACCAUUACCCCCUCCAGUGUCUGGAGCAAAUACCACAGGAUCUGCCAUUUUGGAUACAUACCUUCAGUUUAUUACGGAGAACAGUUUAGGUAUGGGCAUGAUGUCUGAGCAGGCCGCUGCUGCAGUUCAUGCCGCCAAAUUGGCCCAAUUUAAUGCCAUGGGAUUAGACAAAGCCUCCCAACAUCAUUUCCUUGAGAAGAUGCAACAGCAGAUGCAGACUGCCAAUGAUUAUCUCAUGAAGAGGAAUGAUGAUAUCAGGAGAAAUGAGAGUGAUAUCAAGAUGGAGAACAGAGAUGAAGGAGAAUCUUCAGGUGGUGAAGAUGACGAUUAUAGUGAUGAAGAAGCUGAACCCGAACAAUUAAAAGCAGCGGAUUAGUGGCGAACAAAAAACAGGGAUAACUAUCAAACUGUGAAUAAUUCAAUCACGUGAAUCUUUUAAUUCCAUCCAUCUACCUCAGUAAAAAGCAUACUUUCCUCAUUUUUGCGAAGGAACAAUACAAUUUCGCAUAAGUAUUGAUCUAUAUUCAUUCUAUAAAUUAGGAUAUUCGAAAAUUCCAUCCGUCUACCUCAAAAGUAGUUUAUUGUAGAAAAAACAAGAUAAUAAAAAAUAGGGUUUUAACAUGUAUACGGUAUAUAAGAAAUAGUGUUUACUAGUUGAAAAUAUGAUAUUAAAAUACUACUUUUUUGAAAUAAUUUCGAAAAGUUUCAGAUUAUUGCAUUGUUUUAAGUGUAGCUUAGUACUUCUCUACAAAGAAAAUUGUCCAAAAUGAUAAUUAUGUCUGAAAAUAGUUGACAUAUAUUUCAAAUUAAGCCAUAAUUACAUACUGGAGACAAAAAUUCGCUUACAAAAAAACAUCCAAAGGCAAGGUGUUGUUUAACAACUUAAGAUAUGAUUGUACCUAUUUAAUGUUACAAAAUAUCGAUAGAGCUUUAUUCUACAGUUUUUCAUGUAUACAAAUUCUCCACAUUCAGGUGAAAAUCGUACAAAUCAUUUUGCCUUUGGUGUCAUAUAAUAUUUUUCUAUUUGAAUUUAAUAAUAUAAAUUUAUUAUUUUUGUAACGAGUUCCAUAAUGCUUUCUUAAAAUUGAGCAAUUCAAAAUCUGAUACAAUCAGUCUAUUGAUAAUCAAACUUUCUGAUUACUAAUACUUCGUAUUCUCUUUCUCAGGUUUGAAAUACUCUGAUGAAUAUUGAAUUUGAAGAAUUAAUUAUUUUUUCAAGACUUCUUCUCAGUUUUUUAUAUUAUCAUUUCAAUAUAGAGAGCGAUAAUAUCCUUUUUCAUUUUUGUCAUUUGAUAUUCGUCAGAGUUUAUGUCAUAUAUCAUCAAAGUACAAAAAUACCGUAUCACAUCUACCUAAACUGCAGGGAUAGAAAGAAAUUUACUCUAUAUUUGAUCAUUGUGUUUAUCGCUAAAAGAUCGAGGUUAAGUUAGAAGUCUACAAUUUUCAAGAUAGUGAUAUAUUUCAGGUACUUAAAAUAUCAGAUUUUUUAAAUGUUUUUAUUAUUGAAAAAUCUUUUGUUACUUAUUUUCGAAGUUUUUAAUGAUGCUUCUUAAUGAAAUGAACACUUCCAUAUUACCACUUCCUCAAAUUCAGCCAAGACUGGCGGUACUGAAAUAUUUUUAGAUAAAUUUCUAUUCAUAUUGUCAGUGUUUUGUUCUGAGCAAAGUAAUUUUCAAGUUCUUCCAUUACAAAGAAAUAUUCAUAAUUCAAGUUGAAAGUUAAAAAGUGUUUAUAAUGGAUGAUAUUGUUUUUAUUUUUGCUAUUGUUUGCUUGUAUAGAGUUGUCACAACUCUGUACGAGAAGUCUCCAAAUUGUUGUAUACUUAAAUCCAAAUGAAUGAAAAUAUUCAGGAUAGGAAGGUCACAUCAAGAUAUGUAAAGUCCUUUCAUUCAAGACUUGAAAUAAGUAGAGUGAAAAUUAUUAUUGAUUUUCUUUCAAAUAUUGGUAUCUGAUGGUUAUAUAAUCCAGAUGUUUAUUUUCAUUCAUUUGAAAAAAGUCGGCUGUGCUGACCAAGUAAAUAAUAUUCGUUGGUAUACUUAUUGUUAAAUGUUAGGCAGUUCUUGCUUGAUUACUGGGAAAUAAGCAUUUGAAAUAAAUACCUAGAUAGUUUUAGGGCACGCACAUGUAAAAAGAGGUACUUGUUAAUUAAUGUUUAAGUAUUAUAAUUCGAGUACUUAACUGUUCUGUUAUGAGAACUGCAUGAAAUUCCAGUAACUUGUAAGAGUUGGUAGUUUGAAUGUUAAAACAACCCAGUGGUAACUGAUAGAAGUCUACUCGUUUGUAAAGUUACAAACCACAUUCAAUGUGUGAACCAGUGAAUUAACUAAUGCUUGAGGACCUGGGAAGUACACUUUAUUCGACUAUCAGGAACAUUCAAAUAUAAAAUACUCAGAAGUUUCAAAACCAUUCACAGUCUCCUAUUUCUAAGGAAAGGGGAACAAAUUGAAACGAUUAUGAUGUUGCUUGUAUAAAUAACAUACAGUUCGAAAUGACCGUAAAUACUCGACAGAAUAUACAAAAGUGGUUAUAUUUUUAGUGGUGCUUUCUGUCUUUGUGAAGUACCUAGUUACUUUGAAGGGAUUAUUAUUGUAAAUAUUGUAGUUCUUAUUACUUGUUGGCAAGUUAUAGUUUUCUGAGUUAUGAGUAUUGUCUUUGUAUAUAUAUUUAUAGUGUCGACAUAAAUGCAAAUAAGUGAAUAUAGUUUUAAGAUUAUACAAUUUUACAUUGCAGUUUUCAAAAGUACAUGCUCAAACCCUUCUAGGAUAUCAUUAGUCUGUAUAAUCUUAUACAGUAUUUGUAGGCUCAGUCAGAUAUUUUUCAUUUCAGUAAUAAUCAAUAGUUGAAGCAAUAAGUCAUCAAACUGCAAUGUAAAUAUUACUUUGUGAUGUUUAGUUUUGAUAUUAUGUUUUUAAACAGCCUACCUCAAUAAGGUGAAGAUAAUAUAUUCAUAUAUUAUCUUUACACUACAGAUCAGUUAUAUACCUCAUAACAGACCUCCUCAUGUUUUAAAAGACAUAUACAGAUCUCCAAUUUAUAUAGAACAUUUUUCUUAUACAAUACUGAAAACAGAAUAUCAAAAAACUUAUUCAAUAUGGUUAUAGUUUGUACAGAUGUUUCGUAUAGGAAUUGCGUAGAAUGGGACACUCGGCGAGCUUUUUGUUUGUGCAGUGCCAUAUUUUAAUUUCAUCAGUGCAAGUUGAAAUGCUUAGAAACGAAAGGAAUUUCUACUUAAUUUUCGCUAACUUCAAAUUCUUGAGUGGAGUAUGAAAAUGAGUAUUCUCAGAAAUUUGAGUUGAAAACAAAGUAAAUUUGAAAGUAUAGAAUCUCUCCCCGAUUGUGAAAUAUAGCAAAUAUUUAAAUAUAUAUUCUUCAAUUCGAAUAAGUUUUCAAAGCAAUCUUUUGAGAAUAUUCUUACAAGAAAUGCAAAUAACAUGGUUCCUAUUAUUUUGAAAACGGUACCUUGACAACAUUUCAUUUCUUGACAGAAUAUAUUCAGUUCUCAAAAAUAUAAAAGCGUAUCUGUAUAGUUUUUGUUGAGGUACUGGGUGCCUUUACUAACAGCUCUCUUGGAAAUUUUCCAUUAGCAGCUGAACAGAGUUCCUAAAGACCUCCAUAAAGAGGUGAAAUAUUGCAAAAACAUGUAACUUUUAUAUAGCAUAGAACAAACCAAUUAACCAUCAGAAUAUAGUUUUGCUAUUGGGCAGAAUCAUAUAUGAUAUAUUAAUACAAAGAAUAGACGUAAAUGUGAAAAUUUAGUACUUAAAAUAGACAGAUAUGAACUGGUAGAACUUGCAAUGGUUUCCAUAUUUUUCUUUAUUAUUUGCAUUUCUUUUAUAAAGUUGUGUUGUACUUAAAAGUUUAUUUAACAUUUUUCUCGUUUUGUAUUUAUAUUUUCUGUCUCCUUCAAAAUGUUCCUCAUUUGACGUUAGGAUUAUAAUUUUAUGAUGUUUGUUUUUUUAUUGAGUUUAGAGGUAGGUGCAAUAAAUUGAGCAACAUGUAUUGUUGUUGAAGAAUACCUAUUUGCCAUAUAAUUAUAUUAAUACAUUGUGUAUGCUUGGUAUGAUUUUCUAUAUAAUAAACAUUAAAACUAA
Molecule: messenger RNA, 6367 nt
Organism: Harmonia axyridis
Lineage: Eukaryota; Metazoa; Arthropoda; Insecta; Coleoptera; Coccinellidae
Gene: ab
Product: protein abrupt
Exons: 9
Coding region: 760-2652 (630 amino acids)
Biological process (GO): regulation of transcription by RNA polymerase II
Cellular component (GO): nucleus
Molecular function (GO): protein binding
Source: RefSeq, a predicted model, not a curated record